AUGAAAACUCCAGAUGAACCUAAAUCGAUGUUAGGAGAGGACAAAUUAAAACCUUUGACUGAUAUGAAAUCACCGUCGGAACCGGAAUCACCAACAAAACGGGACAAAUUAAAACCUUUGACUGAUAUGAAAACUCCAGAUGAACCUAAAUCGAUGUUAGGAGAGGACAAAUUAAAACCUUUGACUGAUAUGAAAACUCCAGUUGAACCGGAAUCACCAACUAAACGGGAUAAAUUGAAACCUUUGACUGAUAUGAAAUCACCGUCGGAACCGGAAUCACCAACUAUACGGGACAAAAUAAAACCUUUUACUGAUAUGAAAUCUCCAGCAGAACCUAAAUCGACGUUAGGAGAGGAUAAAUUAAAACCUUUGACUGAUAUGAAAACUCCAGUUGAACCGGAAUCACCAACUAAACGCGAUAAAGUUAGGCCUUUGACUGAUAUGAAAACUCCAGAUGAACCUAAAUCGAUGUUAGGAGAGGACAAAUUAAAACCUUUGACUGAUAUGAAAACUCCAGUUGAAGCGGAAUCACCAACUAAACGGGAUAAAUUGAAACCUUUGACUGAUAUGAAAUCACCGUCGGAACCGGAAUCACCAACUAUACGGGACAAAAUAAAACCUUUUACUGAUAUGAAAACUCCAGCUGAACCUAAAUCGACCUUAGGAGAGGAUAAAUUAAAACCUUUGACUGAUAUGAAAACUCCAGAUGAACCUAAAUCGAUGUUAGGAGAGGACAAAUUGAAACCUUUGAAAGACACGAAAUCUCCGUUGGAACCGGAAUCACCAACUAAACGGGAUAAAUUGAAACCUUUGACUGAUAUGAAAACUCCAGAUGAACCUAAAUCGAUGUUAGGAGAGGACAAAUUGAAACCUUUGACAGACAUGAAAUCUCCGUCAGAACCGGAAUCACCAACUAAACGGGACAAAUUAAAACCUUUGACAGACAUGAAAUUUCCGUCAGAACCGGAAUCACCAACUAAACGGGACAAAUAA
Molecule: messenger RNA, 993 nt
Organism: Pediculus humanus corporis (human body louse)
Lineage: Eukaryota; Metazoa; Arthropoda; Insecta; Psocodea; Pediculidae
Product: triadin, putative
Exons: 1
Coding region: 1-993 (330 amino acids)
Source: RefSeq, a predicted model, not a curated record